Molecule: messenger RNA, 1581 nt
Organism: Pleurotus ostreatus (oyster mushroom)
Lineage: Eukaryota; Fungi; Basidiomycota; Agaricomycetes; Agaricales; Pleurotaceae
Exons: 2
Coding region: 1-1581 (526 amino acids)
Biological process (GO): regulation of protein phosphorylation
Cellular component (GO): cAMP-dependent protein kinase complex; nucleus
Molecular function (GO): cAMP-dependent protein kinase regulator activity
Source: RefSeq, a predicted model, not a curated record
AUGUCGACCUUCGACACCCUCGUCGACGACCUCACGCGCGAUGUGCAUCGUGCGCAGCCAAAAGACGCCCUUCAAUUCUGCGCAAAUUGGUUCCAGUCCCGCCUGGAAGAACAGCGAGCUCGCACACGAGACAUCUUGGCCCAGCGCUCGUAUUCGGUUACAGGUUCCCUGCCAAAAGAGAUAUAUGUCGAUACCCCGCUCGACACCGUCGCAAAUGGCACAGCAAUGCAGUCGUCCUUCUCCCCAUUCACAGUCGCGACGCCUCCUCGAUUGUCACAUAAGGCCUCACUCCCGGCCAUCGAGAGACUGAGGGACAGCGUCAGUGUAAGAGACAGUGUCAGCCUGAGAGGUAGCAUAUCUCAUCAACCAAGUCCGUUCGGCACCCUCAACGUUCCCGGAAAUGCUCUGCUGUCCGAAGAUCAGGACGGACCACCCACUUUUCAGAUCGAUGGCCGCGACAUGGCACCGACAUCGCCACUCACCACAGGGGUUCCUAACCCAUUCGCUGGAUUCGACGGCAACAAUAACCUGUCUGCAGUGAAUGCGAACCCAGGAGACUAUCUACACCCUCCCAUGUCUGCCAUUUUUGCGCGCCGAACGUCUGUUUCUGCCGAGUCAAUCCUCGUUGACAGUGGGAACGACGAACCUACACCCGUCUACCAAAAAACUCCAGAACAACUCAGCAGAAUCAGAGCCUCAAUAGGCAAGAACUUCAUUUUCAGAGAUCUAGACGAGGAGCAGGAGACGGGCGUACUGAAUGCUAUGCAGGAACAGAGGGUUAGCACCAACGAAGUGGUGAUUAGGCAAGGUGACGUGGGCGAAUACUUUUAUGUCGUCGAAUCUGGCCUGCUGCAUUGCUACAUCCAUGCCGAGCCUCUCCCCCCAUCAUGGGUCACAGAAAACAAGAACUGCCCCGGCACCAUAGUAAUGGACACGGGGACUGCGUUUGUCCAGCCAGGCUACCACCCAGAGUUCGGCCGCGAAGUCGCAAAAUGCACGCCAGGGAACUCCUUCGGUGAGCUCGCGCUGAUGUAUGGGCACCCUCGUGCUGCAACGGUUCUCGCAAAACAACCAUCUGUCUUGUGGGCAGUGGACCGAAUAACAUUCCGGACCAUCAUCCUGAAAGCGGCACAUCGCAGACGCACCAUGUACGAACAAUUCCUUUCCUCGCUAUCCCUUCUAUCGUCUCUGGAUCCCCCCGAACGAAGCAAAAUCGCAGACGCGCUGCAGAGCCGAUCGUACGAAGACGGGCAGCCUGUCGUUAGGCAGGGAGAGAUGGGGGACACCUUCUUCUUCGUGGAAGAUGGUGAAGCAGUUGUGACGAAGCGCCAUGAAGGUGGUGAAGAGAUUGAAGUCGGACAUCUCAAGAAGGGGGAUUAUUUUGGUGAACUAUCCCUUCUCCGCCUUGCCCCCCGAGCAGCCACCGUCAGUGCCGCUUAUAGGCCCGACCCUUCGGCCCCGAAGCUGAAGACUGCUGCGCUUGAUGCUGCAGCAUUCACUCGUUUACUCGGUCCUCUUCGUGAAAUCAUGGAACGGAAAGCUAGCGAAAGCUACAGCGGCUACCGUCCCAAUCCUCGGUAA